AUGGGUACAACUCCCAGUGUACAGGAGGAUCUUCAAAAUCUGAAGAAGUUCCCGGCCAAGAACUCCUCGCGCAGACAGGCCUUUCAACGCCUCCAGCAGUCGCUGGUUUCACGCUUGGGCACGGCUGAGUUGCUCUCCGUGGUUGCCCAGGUGGAACGCUUGAGAUUUGAGCUGUGGCAGGCACCGCCGUCCGGAGCCACACGUUUGCCGCCCCAGGUGCUGGCGGACCGCGUGCGGGGGACGGUGUUCGGUGCGGCUCUGGGAGAUGCUGCGGGGCUCGCCACAGAGUUCCUAAGCCAUGCAGAAGCGGUGGACUUCUAUGGCCCCAAGGCAGAUUUCCAACCAGGUCGCGAGGUCUUUCCUGAUGAGCAUAGGAUGAUGUGGUGUGCAGGUGACUGGACAGAUGACACUGAUCAGCAGGUGCUCUUGAUGCAAUCGUUGUUGAAUACGAAGGGCCACGCAGAUCCCUGUGACUUUGCAGCUCGCCUAGCUUCGUGGCGGACAUCUGGCUUCCCAGAGCUCGGAGACCAAUCUGCAGCAGGAUUGGGGCAGACAACCAAACUCGUGCUCAACGAUCCUGACUUCACUUCUGCGCCUCAUAAGGCAGCAGCUGCGCACUCUUCCAAAACUCCGUCCAACGGUGGAGUGAUGAGGACCGCAGUGGCCGGAAUUCCUCACUUCUGGGAUGAAGAUACCGUUUGUGCCGCUGCAGACAGCUUUUGCCGCACCACUCAUGCAGACCCCCGAUGCGUUGCAAGCUGCUUGGUGGUGGCUCUUUGUGUUAGUCGCCUUUUACGUGGCGAAGACACAGAGGACAUCAUGGAGUCUGUGGCGCGCCCAGCCAUGGCCAAAGCUCGAGCAGAGUGUGCUUUGUCUGAAGAAUGGGAUGAAGAGAUGCAACGUCAUGCCGAAGGCGAAUUGAGUGACUUGAAUCUGGAUGAGAGAAAGACCAUUGGCUACACCUUCAAGUGCCUUGGUGCCGGGCUGUGGGCCUUGCGUUCCUCGGGCAGCUUUGAAAGCGUGCUGAAUCAACUGAUCUUGGCAGCUGGAGAUGCAGACACCAACGGGACUGACUGGAUUGCGGGCAUGCCUUACAGCUCCUGGCUAGAAGCAUAUGUGCAGAAAGUUCUGUUCAUGCUUCGUCUCCGGGAAGCUUCUUGA
Molecule: messenger RNA, 1161 nt
Organism: Durusdinium trenchii
Lineage: Eukaryota; Dinophyceae; Suessiales; Symbiodiniaceae
Source: the annotation of a GenBank genome assembly